Molecule: messenger RNA, 7404 nt
Organism: Plasmodium malariae
Lineage: Eukaryota; Apicomplexa; Aconoidasida; Haemosporida; Plasmodiidae
Product: pentafunctional AROM polypeptide, putative
Exons: 4
Coding region: 1-7404 (2467 amino acids)
Biological process (GO): chorismate biosynthetic process
Molecular function (GO): 3-phosphoshikimate 1-carboxyvinyltransferase activity
Source: RefSeq, a predicted model, not a curated record
AUGUUAAAAACUAAUGGAUCUAUUCUCCCCCCUCGAAUAAAAUGUAAUGACGUUGAUACACUUAAUGUAUAUAUAGAAGACGAUCUAAAACUUUUCUUUGAAAAUUUCCAGAAGGAAGAAAAAAGAAAUGAUAAAUACGUAAUCAUUGCUGACUGUAAUAUUUUUUUAAAAGAACGUUCUACAUUUUUUCUAAUCUUGACAGUUCUUCUAACGAAAGGGGAAGCUAGACGGGGGAGUUCCUCAAAAGAAUCGUACAUACAUAUCAAUGAAAAUUAUAAAUUAGACAAAAAGUUAAGUAUAUGCAGCACAGAUAUAAUAUACUGUAGCGGAGCAGUAGACCAGGACGGCGUUGGUGUAGUUGGAGCAGAUGGCGUAGUUGACAGAGGAUACGACGGCUACUGCUGUUGCCGUGGUUUAGAUCAGAUUAGCAAUAGAUCUGCGUGUAGUAAUGACAUAUACACAAACAUUAGUUACACAAUGUGCAAUAAAAAAUGUGGUCCAAAAUGUAAUGAAAAAUAUUCUGAAGGAGGGAGGAACAAAGGAAGGACCACUAACAGUAGUGUUGAAAUGAUUAAACAUAAAAAUAUACUUAGCGAAAAUAAAAAAAGGAAUCGUAGUGAUGUGGAAAAAUAUGUACAGGAGGAGAAUACAAUUUCUGAAAAAUUCAAAGGAAUAAUUAAACAAAUGAUUAAUAAUCAUGGCACAGGAUCAUUCGAAAUAGGUAAUGUUUUAAUUAUUGUUUUGAAUAUGAAAAAAUAUCUUGAUAAAUCAGAAAAAUGCAAAGAAUUUGGUAAAAUGCUACAGGAAAUUUCCAUAUCAAGCAAAAACGAACUGAUUUGCUUUGCCGAUACCAACAUUAUGGACCUUUUGCAUUUUACGUAUCAUUUGUAUUUCAAAGGUGCACAUGGCACAGUUGCUCUCCAUUCCUUUGAGGUCUACAUUCUUACCAGUCUUUUCAAAACGUCAAAUGCGAAGGAACAUAAACGUGGCCUGUCGGAAUCUCUGAGACUGGCAAUCCUCAAUGAUAAAAAUAUGUUCAUAAGAAUAAAAAAAAAUGAUUUAAAUUAUUUCGUGAAGAAUUUAAAAUAUUUCCUGAACAAAUGCAUAUUAAAUAUAAGAGAUAUAAUAAAAAAAGGGGAGAAUAAUGCAAAAUAUAUACACGUUUUAUCAUUUGGAAAUACCAUCGGGAAUGCAAUAAAGAAUGUAAUAAAGAACUCACCUGGUUGUACAUAUAUAAAUGAUAGGGACUAUAUCAAUUAUGGUAUUUUUUAUGAAUUAAAAAUUAUGUAUGAACUACAUGCAAUAGAUAUGCUAUUACUUUUAAAUAUUGAAGAGAUUAUGAUUAAGUAUAAGUUAAAAUAUAAAUUAGAUAGCAAUUUUGUUAAUUAUUACACUAAUGACAUUAUCACCUAUUUACAUAAAACCCACAGUUCAACUACAAAUGAAAUUCCCUUAGUGCAUAUAUUAAAUAUAAACAAAGUACAAAAAAAUGUGUUAGUUCAAACACCUUUAAGUAUUAUUUUAAAAGUCUUCUAUCCCUUCAUAUGUUUAUCCCCCUUUCAAAAUAUAUUAACUACUAGUGCUCAAGAAGGGGAAUUCAUUGGUAUUGUUAACGAAGACAGGGAUGGUAUGAUCCACACAUCAACUACAAUUGAUAUGGUGCAAAAGAAAAAAGAACAUACGAAUAGCAAAAUAAACUACGUAUAUUUACAAGGAGUAGGAAAUAAAUCGCAAAUUAUUCGUAUUAUAUAUGUUAGUACCAUGGGCAGACAAAAUGUGCGAAUAGAAAAUAUGAAUCUAUGUUUUGAUGUCAUUGUGUUCAUAAAAAUAUUGAAAGAUUUAAAUUUUCAAAUUUUUUUAAAAAAAAAAAAGAGUAACGAUAUAUAUACAAAUGUAAAUAGAACUGUGAUACGAAAUUGCUUGUUUAUAAAUGGAAAUGUAGAACAAACAGUUUUUUUAUUUAAAAAUUUUAUUUUUCAAAAGAAAAUAAUUCUUAAUAUAUACAACAGUGGCACCGUUUGUCGUUUUCUUCUACCAUUGCUUUGUUUGUAUAUAUGCAAACAGAAUUUAAAGGCAAAAGAGGAGAAAAAACAAUUGUUGAAAUAUAUUAUUUUAAAAGGAGAUGAACAGAUGGAAUCCCAUAGAGUUAUAAAUCCCUUAGUAAAUGUUGUGCUCAAAUGUUUUAAAUAUGUAAAAAUAAAAUAUUUAAAAAAAAAAAAUUAUUUACCUAUAUGCAUAUACGUAAAGAGAGAAAUACACGAAAGUUACACACUCUUUUGUUCGAACGAUGUAGCUAUUGAUAACUAUCACUCGAGUCAAUUCGUUUCCUCUAUGUUGUUAAUAUCUGUAUACUCUGAAACGGAUACUUGUAUUCGCUUAAAAUUUAAAAAAAUACACAACUGCCUAAAUCGAAGCAAAAAAAUAAAGGUUAAAAAAGAAGUAAAAAAUUUUCAUUUUAAAAUUUUUCGAAAACGAAAAAUAGCUGACUUGUUCAUAAAAAAAAAAAAAAAAAUUACCAUUUUUAGAAAGUACAUAAAAAGAAAAGAAGUGUCAAGAUUUAAAUGUUCCUAUUACACGAUGUUGUCCAUUUGUUGGAGUUGUAAUGGUAAAAAGUGUAACAGUAUUAAUAAAGGAUCAACACUAUGUUGUAAAUGUAGUAGUGGCCCAGAUUUCAAUUUCGACGAAAAUUAUAGACAUCCCCGCAAGAGGUACAAUUGGUACAAUUUCGGCUAUCCUAUCAACGAAAUAAGAAACAGAAUGAAUAGCUCAAAUUUUAGCACCACCUCAAAGGCGUUCAUAGAUUUGACAGUUCGUGUAAUGAAAUUAUGGGGGGUACGGGUCAAAAUGAAAAGGAAUAAUUAUACUAUUAAAAAAAAUGAGAAAUAUCUUUUAUACAGCAAUAAUAAUGAUAGUACUAGUAUUAGGGGCAUUGCAGGGAAUAGAAGUAGUAUCAAAAGCAGAACCAGCAGCAGAAUCAGCAGCAGAAUCAGCAGCAGAAUCAGCAGGAGUGGUGGAAACAAAAACGAACGGUUUAACAACGUGCAUUAUAAAUAUGCGAGUAUGAUUAACAGAAUUCACCAUUUUAACGAUUCGAGGCAUAUUCUUUUUCCAGGAAUUCACAACAAAAAGGAAAAGACGCUCGUGUAUUCUUUACACGGAAGGGGGGAAAAAAGUAGUAAAGGAUCGUGCGAUACAUGCAAGCAGAAGGGUGUAGAUGAAGUCAAAAAAGAGGUACAUAAUAGUCCCCAUGAGGAGUAUAAUUGUGUUAUGCUAAAACAAAAAGAAAAAGUGGACCAAAUAAAUAACAAAGAGAAGGAAGAAGAUAAAAACAUAAGUAAUGAUGUAACAAAUGAUGGUAGAUACACCCUCGUAAAGAACAUAUUACGGUACGAAAUAAAUAACGACCUAGGUCUAUAUUUCUAUUUUAUUAUUGGCAGUCUGAUCAAGAGACAGAAUUGUGUUAUCUUUUUAAAAUUAAAUAUAAACAGAAUGAAAUUAAAAAAUGUAGGUAAAGGUUAUUACAAAAUAGAGACGAUAGAUUUUCAAAAAAAUGUUUUAAAUUAUUUUCUUUUAAAUAUUUUGUUACUACUUGGGAUAAAUAUGUAUAUAAACAUGAAUGAUGAAAAAAGAAAAAUUUAUUUAUUGACAUCAAAAAGAAUGAAUAUUAAGAAAAAAAAAAUUAUUAGACAUUUGGAAAAAGCUAUAAGGAAUAAAUGGAAGAGGAAAAAUGGGUAUUAUAAAAAAAGGCGUAGAAAUAUAUAUACUGCAGCCUGUCAUGGUGUUAAUAAUUCAACUUGUGAACAUCUCUCUCAGGGGGAAUAUACUUUCAAAUAUUACAUUUUUGAAAAGAUAUAUAUGAAAUACAAAAUUAUGCACUUCAGAAAUGUACUCCUCAAGAUAGUAGUAGAUGCGGAAUACUUUUCCGACGACUUUUUUUCUAUUUGUGUUUUAUUUUGCUAUUACUUAUUAACGCAUGAGAGGGAGAACGAUACAGAACUACUGUUUAAGAUAAAAAAUAUACAUAACCAAAAUAUUAAGGAGUCCAUACGAAUCUUAAACGCUGUGCUCAUCCUAAAAAUAUGCUUUCAUAAUAUCCUCUUCAUAUUCUGUGAUAAUAACAGCAUAUACAUUACUAAGACGCACCACCAGAUACAAAAUUGCCUCUUCUUCAAGUGCAAACGCGAGCACUGGACCUUACUUUGCACUAGUUCCGACAAUAAUGAGAGGAGGAAUAAUAGUAGCAGUAGAGGUAGCAAUAGCAACAACGGUAAUAAUAAUCGCCGCAGUCGGUGCAAAAAAAAAAUAUUUUUCAACAACUCCAAAUAUGUGAUAAAUGAUGAUCAAAAACUGUGCCUAUAUAUAGAUGCCAAAAAGGAUCAUAGAAUUAUUUUUAUGGCUACUAUUUUAUCACUUAUUUUUAAAAAUAUCAUAAUUGAUAAUUCAUACGAAGUUGAAAAAAGUUAUCCUCAUUUUUAUGAACAGGCAAGAAAAUAUUUAGAAAUAAAUAUUAACUAUGUCAAUUCGGAUAAUGUCAAAUUUCAUAAUUUUGAAGAAGUAAACAAUUACAAUAUACUGAAUGAGCAGGAUAGCAAAUCAUGCGUUGAAGUUAUAUCCUCUUCUAUAGAGUCCCAUGAGAGUACCUAUUCAUGUACCGAUGCUUCAAGAAGUGAUGUAGACAUGUUAAAAAAUUAUAAAUCGCCUACCAUGUCUACUGAGGGUAAUUAUAGAAUUAAUACUAGAUCCAAAAAACUCAUAAAUAAAGACACAAACUGUAACUCUUUAAAUCAUAAAAUGGAAAAUAAUACAUGUACAGAGGAAAAUUUUUAUAAAACAAAUGGUGCUCAUAUAAUCCACAAAAAAGAAAUCAAUCGCACUCACAGAAGUACUAGGGGGAAUCUCUAUUUUAUGAAUCAUGAAUAUUGGAAGACCUCUAACUUGAACUUAAAAAAUGUAGUGAUGAAAAAAACAAAAAAAUGCAUACAUAGAAAAAGGGAACCUAAAGGGAUUAUAAACUUGUGUAACCUCACCAAUCCUAUGCUGCAACUACACACACGUGGAAGUACAGGCAGCAUUGCAUCCGAAGAAAAUGAACUGACCGUUAUGCGUUGUGGGGCACGGAAGGGAAUCAUUUCGAGGAAAUGGACAUUCACAGUGAGUAACAAUGGUGGUAGCGAUAGUUAUAGCGAUAGUUAUAGCAAUAGUUUUAUGAAAUGCAACGAGGAUCCCAGUAAUGAACGAAGCAACGAAUGCAACGAAGACCAUAGUAACGAACGCAGUAACGGGUCGAGUAAAUGGUUCGAGCGAAGGGGGGGAACAGAAGAAGGGUACCAAACAAAAUUGCGCUUAAAUCUACGUGAAAGGCUAAGAAGCGGCAAAAGUAGUAGCUUUCUAAAUAAGGUAAAAAAUCAGUUAAAUGGUGAUAAAACAAAUUUAUUUUUACCAUCAGACACUAAUUAUAUGAGAACAUAUAAAUAUGAAGAAGUAAAAGUAAAUAACGGGAACGUUUUUUACUUACUGAAGGAAAUUAAUAAUCUAAAUGUACACAUAAUUUGUGGCAUUAGGAAUGUAGGGAAAAGCUACCUCGGCCAUAGAAUAGAAAACAGCUUAGUAAUUGAUAUAGAUGAAUACAUAUUAAACGGACAAAUCAGCUUUGAUAAACUUACCAUUGACGAUUUUCGGUUCUACGAGUACAUAACCUUCGUCUCUGCCUUGUAUUUGUCCUACUGCCUGUUGACCCUGAAAAAUUAUUUAUGGGCCAAUAUUAGCGGAAGUAUUAGCUGUAAUGAUAGGGGUGAUGUAUGGUCCCAUAUUCAAAGCAGUAUGCACGGGAACGAUGACAAAAAAAACGUCUUUCUCUGUAGAGCGGAAAAUUCGAAGGUGUGUAUUAACAGAUCAUGUGUAGCGGUACAUGCAUAUUUCGAUAAUAUAUUUUUUUGUAUGGGAAAUGAUAUCAUUUUUUACAACAAAAAAAUAAAUGAUUUAUAUUACAACUUAAAAAACAAAUUGCUAACAUGCAAAAAUUAUGAUAUAAAUAGCAUAACAAUAGUUUUAGGAGGAGGAAUAAUAGAAUUUUAUAAGUCAAGGCAAGUUUUAAAAAAAUUGAAAAAUGUGGUACUAAUUAAAAGAAACAAAAGAGAAUUAUGUGAUAUAUGUAUAAAUGAUAAUGUAAAACCAAAGCUAAGUGGAAAUAUAAAGGAAAUAAUUAACAGAAGAACUGUUUUGUUUGAUGAGUUAAAUUCCUUUCAUUUUUCCAUACCAUCAGAAAUUAAAAUAAGUAGUCAUAUAAAGAAUUUAAAGGAAUCAAGAAAUAAACUAAUUGUUAGUAGUUUUAUCAACUUCUUUAAUUAUAAAUUUUUUGUAAAGCCUACCAUUCUUGACUGGGGUGCUAUUCGUACGUUGUCCAUCCAUCUAAAAUUUUUUCAUUCUUUCGACUACGAAUUAUUGCGGUCAUCGUACGACGUUGUUGAAAUUGUUUACGAGCAUAUUGGUGGUACGAAGGAUGGUCAAAGUGAGCAAAAGGAUGGGGGUGGACAGAGAGGCUGUAUCGAACAGAGUCGCUGCAUUGAACGGAGAUGCCGUGGAGAAGAGCUAGACAUGGGUGUACAACAUGACCAAAGAGGGAAAAAUAGAAAAUAUGCCAAAAAUGAAGAAAAAUUAUUAGCGCUAGCAAUUUUUAUUAUCCGGUCGUAUACCACAAAACCUAUCGCGGUUAAAUUGCACACCUCAAUUUUUCAUGCACAAUUUUUUAAGAUAAAAAAUAGAUGCACGAAAUUGAAGAAGGAUGGCAAAAAAAAUGUAGCACACCUCUUUUGUAAUAACUUAUUAAACAUUUUAUAUAAAUACAAAAUUAAUAUCGUAGAAGUUGAUAUAAAAUUUUUAAAAGUUGUAAAAUAUUUCCUAGCGCAUAAAAAAAAAAAAGCAAAUAUUUUUUUUAUUAUUUCAAAACAUAGAAAUAAAGUAAAUAAAUUAAAAAUAAAAAGCGAUUUAAAUAAGUUGAAUAUAUUCCAUGCUGAUUUGAUAAAAUUAACUUAUAACUAUGCUUCCAAGUCUGAUAAAGAAUUUUUGAGUAAAACAAUAAAUGCAUAUAACUCACACAGGUUAAUAAACACCAAAUUGUCUCGCAUUAAAAACGUAUAUAAUAAUACGAAUCAGGAAAUCUCACUGUAUAGCUGUUAUGUUAAUAAUUCUUUUGUUUUUUUAUAUAAUAAUGUAACACAUUUGGAAUAUCAGAAAACGAACUUGAGAAAUUUGGAAACAGGAAAAAAUUCAAAAAAUAUAGAAAAUCAUAAUUAUGAUGAAAACAAAAAAAAUAGAGAUUUUUACCAUAAUAAUUUUAUGUACGGUUUUUAUUACCAAAAAGUAAAAAGUAUUAUUUCGUAUGUACCCACGGAAGGUGAUAAAUAA